Messenger RNA from Mya arenaria, 2124 nucleotides. RefSeq names its product optic atrophy 3 protein homolog. Gene Ontology annotation, cellular component: mitochondrion. Bases 99 to 593 code for a protein of 164 amino acids. The transcript has 2 exons. The record is from RefSeq and is a predicted model, not a curated record. Gene Ontology annotation, biological process: regulation of lipid metabolic process. Lineage: Eukaryota; Metazoa; Mollusca; Bivalvia; Myida; Myidae.
GAAACGAUUUGAAGGACUGACGAAAUGUCAAAAAAUAAUUUCUCCUAAACAAACCGAAAAUCUCAAAUUUACGGACUGUCAGCUGGUUAUAAGUAGUGAUGCCGUUUCCUAUCAUAAAAUUAGUUACUCUUAUUGCCAAACAGUUAAGCAAACCUUUAACUAAUGCAGUGAAACACCGUGCCAAAACUUCACCAGCAUUCAGGAAAAUAUGUUCAGCACCAGCAAACGUUUAUCAUCGGUGGGACAUCCAGAUGAGGACAAAGCUUCUUGGGUUUAAAAGUGGUCCAUUAAAAAAGGAUAUUCAACCUAUGAACAGUGAAAGAGCUGUUGAACUUGGCGCUGAGCUGAUUGGAGAAUUCACUGUAUAUUCCGUAGCAGUGUUAUUACUUUAUGCAGAGUAUUAUUACUCAUCAAAAUCCAAUGAACGGAAGGAGUCGGAUAAAAAGUUAGAGUUUGAGAAUAUUAGCAAUGAGGUAUUACAUUUGAGUCUCAAUGUGGCAACGCUUGAAGCUGAGCUGAGAGAGGCACAAAGAACUCUGGGGGAAUUGAGCAGUCAAAAUCAUGCACUUAUGGAGAAAGUGUAUGGGAGUUAAAAAAGUGAUGUUAGACAUAUUGUAGAAGCAAUAUAGAAAAAAAAUCAUUGUAUGAAUGUUUAUGGGAAAUUGUAAUAUUGAAGUUAGACAUAUUGUAGAAACAAUACAAAAAAUAGUCAUUUUAUAAAUUACAAGUUCUGUUUAAUGGCAUCAGCUACAAAGGGUGUAUAUUCAGGGUAGUUAAAAUAAAUGAAUAUUAAUUUAUUGUUGCAUCCAAGUGAAGUGAAAGGUAUUGUAGAAGCAGUACAAAAAUAGUCAUUUUAUAAAUUACAAGUUGUGUUUGAUAGGCAUCAACCACAAAGGGUAUAUAUAUCAGUGUAUUUAAAAUGAAUGAAUAUUAUUUUGUUAUUGAUGCAUUCCUUGUGAGGUUAUUAAAUAGACAUAGCAAUGUUAGAAAUAGUCAUUUUAUAAAUUACAAGGCAUGUUUAAUUGGCAUGAACCUCAAAGUGAUAUGCUGUGAAUUUAAAAUAAAUGAAUAUUGAUAUGUUGUUGAUGCACUCUGUUAUCUCGAUGUUUUGAAAAUGUCAAACUUUUUCAAAAGUGUUAGGCUUAGUUAUGCACUUUUUGUUUUUCGGUUAUAAUGAAUGUUAAGUUAUAUCGAAAUAUUUCUUGGGGUCCCUAUGACCUCAACAUAGCGAGUUGUGACUGUAUGUCAAAAUAUUUGUUAAUAAAUUUUAUUUGAAGUUAAAAUGACAAGCAUAAAGUAUGAUAUCAUCGGGAAUAUGAUGUCAUAGGUCGAUUUUCUAGUGACUGAACACAGAAUGGCAGUGCUCUACAGAACACAUUACUGUUCUUGUGUGUUUAUGCUCAUUUGUAGUUUUCAUGUAAUUUUAAUGUUUAGAAUAUCAGAAAAUUUAAAUAAAACACUAUAAGGCCUAUUUCUGCUCGCCAUGGUGCACAUAGAAAUGUAUCAUUCAUGUAGUACCUUGUGCAUGGUAUUAUUUAAAUGAUGAACGUUAAUUUAUUUCUAUUUUAUAAUAUGUUGUUUAUCAAGUGUGUAGGUUACAUGAAUGCCAAAAUAAUUCUUAAAGCAAAUAAAUCGUUGAAUAGUAAAAUCAGGGAUAAAGGUUUUUAUGUUUCAUUCCUCCAAGGUGAGAUCUAAAAAUGUUGGCUUUGCAAUAUGCAUUAUGUAUUAUUUGUACUUGUUUAAGUAUGUGGACACAUGUAUGAAUGUUUUUCAUGAAUUUCAUUUCACCUUAGUUAUUUUUGUGUUGCCUGCAUAGCAUAGAAGACAGAGGAAUAACUUUGUCUAUUCAACUGUAGUAUUGCACUGUAUUAAAUUCAUAAAACAGGUACAAAAUUGUAGGUUCCCAGAUGAAUGGAUGCCCUUGUUUUAUGAAAGUCUGACUGUCUGGGUAAUUGCUGUAUCAGUCUAGGGUUCACUCAGUGUACAAUCUAGUAUUACCAUGGCAUAUUACACUCAUAUAUUGGUUGCUCAUAACUUCAUGUUUUGAACAGAUACAUGAUAAUUUUUAGCAUUACAGUGCACUUUUGAUAUCCUGUUAUGAUUUAUUUUUAAUAAAAUUCUAGA